UGAAUUCGGAGCGACAAGGCUGUCCUUGACCACGCUUUCGUCCUCAUUGUCAACUGUCCUCAAAAUACGCAAUGCACCGAGCUGAACCCGUGACAUCGCAUCAAUAGAUCGUCAAAGCACGAGCAACUGUGAAGACCUCCAGUGUGGCUAGAAGUAAUGGUGUGUGCUCGUAGUUGGUGGCUUUUCACAUCCUGAUUUCCACGUUGAGAGAUUGAAUCACAGGAGGUGGGAAGGAGAUUGCUGUUCCAUUGAAAGAUGCCUGUGAUCGUGAAUGGAGAUUAUGUGGAAACCUCGAAUGGCAAAGUGGUGAACACAAUUAGUGACGAUAGUGACGAUGAUGGUGGCGAGGAGGGGGAAGAAGAAGUUGAAUCAAUAUCUGCCUCUUUAGUUUUGGAAGUGAUUAAUAGAAAACCUGAUGGAACUACCGAUGUCAAAGUCAAUGGCAAAGUCACUCCAACGCUCUCGAGGAAAAAUAGCGUGCGAUCCCGAAAAACGAGCCAGAACCAACGUUUCGGUGCCUACGAUGUCCAAAGAUCCGUUUCCAACACAUCCAUUCCCGAAUAUCAUCCCAUCAGUUUCGAUCGCGUCUACCACUCAUUGGAGCGGGUGCGCAGAGACCGUCUAAGUGCAGACUCCAACAAAACACAAUUCGUCAGUACCCCAAACAUCCUCAUUGAUGUUCCUAAUUCUCAAGGAAUACCGUCCGGUAAAUUUUGGGAAACCCUCUCGCAGCAAACCAAAUUGUGGGUGGAUGGCGUAAGACAUGUCAAAGACGACCUUGUUAGGGACGAGAAAUGGUCCAAUUUGAAGGACAAUUUCGAGUCCGAUCAUGAUAAAUAUAUGGACGACUGCCUAAAAAAUAGCCAAGCUCUCCACGAAGCAACAAAGACCUUUAAAGACACAUUGACUAAUUUGAGGAAAAUCGAGGCUAAAGGCAAGCGGGAAAAUAGACCGUGGUCGCCGUGGAUCCGACGUACUUUGGUAAUGGUUGGCCUUUGUGGGGCACUUUGGGCUACCUUGUACGUUGAAGUGAAACUUCCCGAGGAUUUCCCAGCCAAAUCCACGGCGUGGUUAAAUCGCAUGGAAAUUGCUAAAACCUCAGCUUUAGAUUAUUUACUUCAAGAGGCUGGAAGCCAUUCUGGCAGGACUAAUAUCAUAACCGUAUCGAAUUAAUAGGAAAGCUGAAAUAAAACUCGCCAUGCGAUGAUGAA
Messenger RNA from Tigriopus californicus, 1211 nucleotides. RefSeq lists its product as uncharacterized. The transcript is spliced from 4 exons. Lineage: Eukaryota; Metazoa; Arthropoda; Copepoda; Harpacticoida; Harpacticidae. The record is from RefSeq and is a predicted model, not a curated record. The coding region runs from base 256 to 1173 and encodes 305 amino acids.